This is a messenger RNA of Hippoglossus stenolepis (Pacific halibut), 2176 nucleotides long. RefSeq names its product sodium/potassium/calcium exchanger 1-like. Bases 617 to 1870 code for a protein of 417 amino acids. The record is from RefSeq and is a predicted model, not a curated record. NCBI's taxonomy places the organism in Eukaryota, Metazoa, Chordata, Actinopteri, Pleuronectiformes, Pleuronectidae. The transcript has a single exon.
UUCAUUCUGGGUCUGAAUUCUUUUUCUGUGGCUGAAGGGCGCACUCUGGUGGCUGCUUUCUUCCUCUGUCUCUAAAGAAUGAAGGGCUCAUUUAAUCAAAUCAUCCUCAACAAGCUGAUUUAUCUCAUCCUCUCAUUCAGAAACCCAAUGAAUAUGAAGUUGACCAGAUACUCUUCCUCUGACUCUACCUCUGUCUUUCAUGUCCACCAUAUCUGGGAAUCGACUUCUUACCUUUCUCCUUUGUCUUCCCUGGCCUGAAUAAGACUUUGAAUCAAGACAUUUCAAUGCAUUGGUGUCCUUGAAAAGUUUUUCCUUUCAGACUUUGACUUUUCUUGCAGCGAACACACCAACGUCCAGGUCUGAGGACUCAACCGUUGACCACUCCUCAAUCUUUCCUAACACUUCUAGUGGAGCAAUCGUCCACACUGCAAACCCUGUGAUCUCUCUCCUGGAGGAAGCGCUCUCUUCCAAAGACGACUUAAUCAGAUCAACACCUCCACCACUCGACCCCUUCAAUGAAGACGCCAUCAGUUUCCGUCCUUCUCCUGCCCUCCCUGAAGACAAUACAAGCGGUGGAGAUAAGUCCUCUGAGGAGCACGAUAUUCUCCGUCUAGAAAUGGAUUCAGAGGACGCUCAGAUUUCUACCACUUUGAGUUCACAAGAUCUCUCAAGCGCUGCGUACUUUUCUCUUCAGCCGGAUUUUGAUUUGAGUGCCAUCGACUUAUCAAACACAAACGCCAUUGAAGGAAGUACCCCAAAAACGUCCCCUUUUGUGAGUGACGUUAAGAUUCAAGAUGGUCUAAAUACCUUGCCACACCCCAGCAACGAGGAGGAAGCCAGGACAGCUCAAUAUAAAGACAACUUUUCUUUCUAUGAUUCGAAACGUUUUGAUUUGUCGGACAGGCCAGCAGAGGGCAGUGGAUCAGGCUCUGGCUUUGAUGGCAACAGACUCAAACAGGACUCUGAUGAAGUCGCUACAAUCAGCACGGACCUGUCUACUCUUCCAAGCUCAACCAUUACCAUCAAGGGGGAUGAUAUCGGGGAAAAGGGUAGAUCAACUUCAGCAAAGACAGACGCAGAUCGAGAAAUAACCGAGAAUGGAGAUGAGGUGGAAGAAAAGUUGGGAGGAGAAGAAAUAAGUGAGACUGGAGUGAGGGAAGUAGAUGGAGACCCAGAGGAGAGAGUCAGGCAGCUCAAUCGCACAGCAGGCUGUGACACGCUGAAGGAAACUGAAGGUGAACCUGCUGCAGGAAAGACGACGUACACCGAGAGCGGGAGCGGGGCUGAAGCUGAGUCCAGUUUUAGCUGGUCUGAGGAUGUCAGUGGUUCUGGAGAUGGUGGUGGAGACGGUGAAGGAAAGAAAGAGGACAAUAAAGAGGAUAAGGCUGUAGCUGAAAAGGAAGGUGAUGGUAUAGAUGCAGGGAAAGAAGCUGCGUUUGAAAGAAGGGAUGAUCUGCAGCUGCCUGUCAUCGGAAAUAAAGCUAAAGUGGAGUUCCCACUGUUUGACAGCAGUGAGGAAAUGAACAAUGGUGGUAGUGAUGGACCUGAUGAAGGGGAUCAAAACAUGACUUUUUACAGGUCUUUCAAUGGGGGCAACUUAACUCCUGAGAACAUCUGGGAGGGAGACGGUGAUGGUAAAAUAACCGUUGGUAUCGAGAGUGAAGGAGGUGGUAUAGUGGACAGUGAUGCAGGUGUCAUUGGUGAGAGUUUGCAGCAGUUCUCGGGUGUGGACGAGUUGUUUGAUGCUGCAGGGAGCUCAGUGUUGGGGCCUCUGAUCAGAGUGACCGACGCCAGCGAGGCCAUGGACGAGCCAAAGGAAGGUAAAUGUUAUACAGUGUGCAGCUUUUUCCUCACCACUGCCCCUCUGUGAUGUAAUGAGGCAUUGCACUUGUUUAAACUAAUGUUUAUUAAAUUUACAUUUACAACUCAAAGGAAGGCUAAUGUUGUUCAAUGUCAAUGUCAUGACAAUAAUUGAGGGGACGAUUGAGAAAAGACUGUUCUCACAAUUACCAACAACAUUGGCUAUUUUUCCUUUCUUAUCCUUUUUCUACCCUCUGGUAAACACACUUUAACUAUUAUUUUGAAAGGGCUACACAUGAUCCCUGUUUCUCCUGCUCCUCUCACUGACUCUCCCACACUCUACCCUUCUUCUCCCCCCUGUCCCUCACCCACCACA